AGCUCUUUAGAUAAGGCUCCUGAAGGUUCAGUCUGCUCUGUGGCUCCUAGUAAAAGAAGAAUCUCUAAAUUAUAGAAGCUUAAGUCCAUUUACCAUUUAAAUCCAGAGACCAGAGCAGGCGGGAGAGGAUGGCUGGAAGAGAGGACAACCAAAGACACAAAGAGACAGGCGCAGAAGAAAAGCCAAACAGUUCAGGGCUUCAAUCUAACAGCCAACGUAAUGGCGCAAGACAAAAAUCACAGCGAGACCUUUAUCUUGGAUGUCUAACAAAGCAACAGCUGAUAAUGAUAUCUGUGGCUGUUGGACUUGUCGUCCUGCUGGUUAUCGGUUCUGUCACGGCUGUGGUUUUGAUCAGGAAGUCGGACUCCUCAGCUCCUCUCUCCUCAUUUUCAACUGGUGGAGACAUGCUGGACUUCCUGGUUCAGUCGGGUGUUAUCAGCAAACAAGAUGGCCUCUUGGCAUCCUGGUUUCACAGAGCCAACCGCAAAGAAGAAAUGAACAAAGCGCUCACAAGCGAUUCCAUGAUUCUGGAGGCAGAUGUCACUCUGGAGGGUUAUGGAACACCCAAUGAGAAGCCAAUCCCGAUCAUGGCCCACCCUCCCGACAUAUACAGUGACAACACUCUGGACCAAUGGUUGGAUGCUGUGCUAGCCUCUAGAAAAUGCAUUAAAUUGGAUUUUAAGUCUCUGGCAUCUGUGGGUCCUUCAUUGGACCUGCUGAGAAUGAAGAACAGCACCAGUGGAAUGAACAGACCUGUAUGGCUUAAUGCUGACAUCCUCCGGGGUCCUAAUGUACCAGCAUUCAUGCCUCAAGUCAAUGGAACCAGAUUUCUAGAGUUAAUUCAGGAGAAGUUCCAGGAUGUGACUUUGUCCCCUGGAUGGAUGGUGGCCUAUUCUCCCCCACUUUUCACUCAAACCUACACCAGGCUCAUGGUGGAAGACAUGUAUGAUAUGAUCAAAGAUGUCCCCCAAAAGGUGACGUUUCCAGUCCAUGCCCUGUUGGUUCAGAGAGGCUGGCAGCACAUCAACUGGCUGCUUAGUCAGUCACCACGGUUCAGUCUGACGUUAUGGCAGGGUUCAAUUCACCCAAACAUCAGUGACCUGCUGUUUGUUCGAGACAACUCCCACCCUGCCAGAGUCUACUACGACAUCUAUGAACCGACGCUGUCUGAAUUCAAACAGGCCGCAAGGCAGCAGGGUCGGGUCAGGAGAUUCUAUCCUGGAGGAGACCUGAUGGACUUCCUCUUUCCUGCUCACACCUCAGACCUCCACCUCAUGUCAACAGUCACACAACACAACAGUGAGGAGGUCCGUUGGUUUACAGUCAGAGAUCUGCCCUCCUUGAUGGCCCAGCUUACAGGUGCUGCUGCUGGUAUGUUGGUAGUUCAGGUGUCUUCUGACAGUGAACCAGCUGGAGUCCCUCUUGUGGAAGGUUCUGGAGAGAGCUCCCUCACACUGCAGGACGUCCUGUUGCUACUCGGGCAGAGAACUGAGGCACCCUGGGGUGUUCACCUGCGGAUCUGCACUCAGCAGCUUCUGGAGGCUUCUCUCAAACUGUUGCACUCCGCCUACAGCAGAGAGGAGCUCUACAGGCCGGUCUGGAUCAGCAUGGAGGGGGUACAGAGCAACACAAAGGACAAGGAAACGUGGAGAGGACUUACAGAGUUUGUAUCCACUGUGGAGAGGCUGUUUCCGUACGUCACUCUCGUCCAUCAGGAGCAGAACUGGCCCCCUCAGGUCCCAGCGACACUGAGCACCGUGUCUCAGAGGGUGGCUGUACAUCUGAACACACUGCCACACGGACGGAAGGGACUUAACUCUCUGAAGAAAACGAUGGACAGAUAUGACCUCAUUUUAGAGGAGGACACAAAACACCCUGCCGGAGCUUUUAGAGACUUCAGAAGACUGAAGACGGAGUGGAGAGGGGGAAGAAACACAAACCUGUACAUGAUAUCUGACCCCUCCUGACUGAGCAACCCAAAACUACAACACUCAAAGAGGAACGUGUCCUUAUCUU
Molecule: messenger RNA, 2016 nt
Organism: Labrus mixtus (cuckoo wrasse)
Lineage: Eukaryota; Metazoa; Chordata; Actinopteri; Labriformes; Labridae
Gene: fam151a
Product: family with sequence similarity 151 member A
Exons: 14
Coding region: 129-1967 (612 amino acids)
Source: RefSeq, a predicted model, not a curated record